Jaculus jaculus (lesser Egyptian jerboa) is the source of this 3209-nucleotide messenger RNA. It is a transcript of the gene Eef2kmt, whose product is annotated as eukaryotic elongation factor 2 lysine methyltransferase. Lineage: Eukaryota; Metazoa; Chordata; Mammalia; Rodentia; Dipodidae. The transcript is spliced from 8 exons. The record is from RefSeq and is a predicted model, not a curated record. Bases 58 to 1272 code for a protein of 404 amino acids.
GCCUCCUGGGCUCGGGCGACUUCCGGCGCUCUCCCAGCCGCGUCCGCUCGGGUCGUCAUGGCGAGCGAGGGCAGCGCGGACACCGAGGCGCUGGUGCAGACCUUCGAGCGCCGUUUCCUGGCGGCGCGCACGCUGCACUCAUUCCCCUGGCAGAGCUUAGAAGAGAAAUUACGAGAGUCUUCAGAUGCUGAGCUGCUGCUGGAUAUUUUGCAGAAGACGGUGAAACACUCUGUGUGUGAGAAGCACCCCCCUUCGGUGAAGUACUCGCAGCGCUUUCUCUCAGAGCUCAUCAAAAAGCAUGAGGCUGUGCACACAGAGCCUUUGGAUGAACUGUACGAGGCACUGGCAGAGAUACUGAUGGCUGAGGAGUCUACCCAGUGCCACCGGAGCUAUUUGCUGCCUUCAGGAGCCUCCAUCACACUCUCUGAGAGCACAGCCAUCGUGUCCUGUGGCACCACAGGCUUGGUCACGUGGGAUGCCGCCCUCUACCUUGCAGAAUGGGCCAUCGAGAACCCAGCCACCUUCACAAACAGGGCUGUUCUUGAGCUGGGCAGUGGAGCUGGUCUCACGGGCCUGGCCAUUUGUAAGAUGUGCCAGCCCAGAGAAUAUGUCUUCAGUGACCACCACAGCCAUGUGCUCGAGCAGCUGCACAGGAACGUGCUCCUCAACGGGCUCUCGGCAGAGCCAGAGGCCGCCGCUGAAGCCGGCAGCACACAGGUGAUGGUGGCCGAGCUGGACUGGGACGAGGUGACUGCCUCUCAGCUCUCUGCACUGCAGCCGGACGUUGUCAUCGCAGCAGAUGUGCUGUACUGCCCGGAAGUGACCCUCUCGCUGGUCAGGGUCCUGAAGAUCCUCGCUGCCUGCCAGAGCAGGCACACUCCUGAUGUCUACGUAGCCUACACCGUCCGCAGCCCAAGGACGAACCAGCUGUUCUCCACGGAGCUGGGCUGGGAUCUACUGGGAGGAAGUGCCCCCUCUCACCAGAAAGCUGUUCCCCUAUCAAGAGUGCUCCACAGUGGAAAUUCUGAAGCUCACGCUACAAGGGCACUAUGGUUCCUGAAGGUUAUAAUGCAAAUGAAGUCACUUCCUCGGAAGUAUUCUUCAUGGGAAGCUUAUUUUUUAAUUAAAUUCCAAAUAACAAGCACACCAUGUUCCAGUCAACACACUGUGAGAUGCCCAGCCUCAGCAUCUGUGGCCCAGCAAAUCACCAUGGGGUGGAUACCUCUCAGAGGCAAAUGCUUCCUUCAUGUACAAAGAAGUGUGCACUCAUAACUGAUGGCCCAGCUAGUGUUCUGCAGAGACCAGUGCAUACAUGGCAUCCUGCUGAGUUCACUGGGCAGCAGGUCUGAUUCCAGGUGUGAGCAGAAUAUGAGGCACAGGAAACAAAAUAAGAGAAAGAGAAGUUGACCAAGUCACAGGAAAUAACAGUAAUAUGCUCAUCACCAGAGAGAAGAGCAUCUGAGAGCCUCAAAGAAGUCAAAAUGGAGCACUUACCAGAUCAUUCUCCAGAGGAUGCCCACAGGAUGGAGAUUUGCAGAUCUUUUCCCCAGGCAGCUCACAGUGCAGGUCCUUCCUGCUUCUGACCACCAAGGGGUGGAGGAGAAGCAGCAGGCUUUGUGUGGGAGGUGAGUGGGCACAGGGCGAGCUAGGGCUCUGUCUUCAUGGUGUGUGGACACACUCCGGAGCCCUUACCUCAAGCCACAAAGUCCCCUGUCCAUCAGCAAUGGCAGCACUGUUCUCUCCCAGCUCUCAUCCCAUCUCAGCUCCUCUGACUCCUGGAGGUUCAUGCAAAACUUACCUUGCCAGCAGGGUCAGAAAACUGAAAAUAUCUGAAGAAAAGAAACACCAGAACUUUAGCUCUGGCCAUCUCCACCCCAUGCUUGGUCCUCAGCCUGGCUGACUUGAGACUGCUUCAACACCAGGCUGUCCACCAGAAGUAUCCCUCACAAGUCCCAGCCCCUGACCAUCAUAGGAUACUGGAAGGAGGGGUCUGCUUUCACUGCCCAUGCCUUAAAGCUCAUAUAGACUCCCCCGGUGUCUCCCCUGCCAGGCAAAGUCCCACUGUUUACAAGGAAGGGGAUAGGCAAUGACAUUUCUUAGUAUCAGGUUUAGCAAGUGACUUGCUUGUUGGCAAAUCCUGCCACCUGUCUGAAAAUAAAGUUUUCUUGGAACCCAGUCCCUGUCUACAUAAUCUUCAGCUGCUCUCACAUUCACAUCAGGACACACUUGAAAUGUUCUGACAAGAACUGAAGGAUAGAGUAAAAAAUGCUUCCUGCCACGCUUGACAGAGCAACUUAAUAAGUAAGGGGGUGUGAACAUUCACAAGGAAAAACCGUGUGCUGCUGAGGCUCCCGUGACCCCACUCAUGCUCCCUAGAGGGCAGCGCAGGGUCCAUCCUGACAGAGGUGUGAGCUCCAAAACCCAGAGGCAGACUGGGUGUGAUCCUGCCAGACAGCAUGGGAGGCUACCUCGGAGGCCUGCGCUUCUUCCCUGGGCCUUCUACACCCCAGAGUGCCAACACAGUGCCCCUGCAGUGUGAAGCAGUCUCCAACCCUCCAAGCACUGUCCUGAGAAUAGACCCUCUACCUGCAGCUGAGUUGCCAACUCCUCAGCAUCCGUGACCACCACACCACUCUGUCCAUGUCUCACAAGCUCAUGUAAACUGUGAAGAAAGCUGAGCCGCCAUUCUUGCCCCACAGGUGAAGCCAUCAGGAACUGGCUGGUUUCAGAGUGUCUUCUGGGAUGGAGCAUUGAACCUUAAGAAGCCUGGAAGGACACAGGUCAGAAUGCCAGGGAGAAAGGCAGGGAGGUGGCCAUUUUGUGCCAAGAAGUAAUCCUGUUUUUUUCCCUCCAUACCUGAGGCCCAAGGUUCCAGCAAUCCCCUCAGUUUCAUUCUGCACAUUUAGGUUGGCUUUUCAGGGUCAUUGGGAUGUUCAUUCCUGGCAUCCUGCACUCGAGUCACAGGAAGGGGUCACACCAUGAACUUCUCAUCCACAGGGUGGUCCCUGACCUGCGACAGGGCAGAACUUCCUGAACCUCAUCUUUCACUGUCUUCCCAUUUCCACCCUGGCCAGGAACAUGAAGUCUCAGAAUGACACUGGUGUGGCUGGUUUCCAUGGGAAAUAGGCCAUCAGGGAGAGUGAAGAAACUUCAAACCAGGGUACACAGGCAGCAUCUAGCAGCAUGAGCCUCAGAAAAGAGGACUGAAG